Messenger RNA from Frankliniella occidentalis (western flower thrips), 1094 nucleotides. RefSeq lists its product as uncharacterized. NCBI's taxonomy places the organism in Eukaryota, Metazoa, Arthropoda, Insecta, Thysanoptera, Thripidae. The record is from RefSeq and is a predicted model, not a curated record.
CGGAACGGUAAACUUUCUGCCUUAUCGGGCAAGGGCGACUGUCAAUAGAAGCAUUCUCACCCAAAAAUGAUAUCCACCCCUUGUUCUUCCGCAGGUUCGGGUCACACCAGAGGCCGCCGCCGUUGUGGCCCCGGGACGGUGGCGGGACGCCCUGGCCCCGCUCAUGCCCCCAGGGCGCCAUCCCCGCCAGGCACGCCAGCACCGGGACGGAGACCGGGGCGUGUCCCAGAGCAUGGAGACCGGGGCAAUCCGACUGGAGGUGGCGACCGCUGGCCAUGCUCCUGCUCAUGGGCAGGCUGCUGCCGGCCGGCGCCGUCCCCGGCCCCGCCGCCCCCGCGUCACCGGGGCUAGGGGCAGGGGCGGGGCUAGGGGCCACCCUCGGCUACAUGUCGACGCUGCCCCCGCCGCCCCCGCUGCCCAGCUACCGCUCCGUGGUCGGCAGCGUACCCCAGAGCCUGGUGAGCCUACUGAUCGACAAGCUGGACAAGUUGGGCGAGAAGGUCCAGGCGCAGGGGACGACCCUGGACAAGCUGGAUGAGAAGCUUCAGGCACAAGUGUCAACCUUGUGGGAGAUCCGCUACCGCAUGGACAGUCUGGAGCGACGCCUAGGCGAACUGGACAGCAAAGUUGAUCGCCAAGACCGGCACGUCGGUGAGGUCGACACAUCCAUCGGGCGGCGGUUCGACAAAUUGUCGGAGGCCAUAGCUGCCCACGACCACAAGGACAGCAGCGCGAAGGAGCAACUGGUGCGCAAGGUGGACAACGCGUACGAGCGCAUCGUCUACAUGGAGAACAACAGCAUUAGCAAGAUCCAGGCCACCACGGGGGCGAUCAUGGACAAGGCGACGACGCUCGAAGCCGUGGGCCAGGUCGCCGGGCGCGUCCGGGACGCACUGGCGGCCGAGUUGGGCGCGGUGCACGCCAAGGUCAACGCCACGCACGACCACAUCCUGAACGCAUCCAGAGCCGUCGCGCCUCAGGACGACGCCGACGAGUCCGAGGCCGGGAGGAAAGCGUGCGUGGACGCUAGCGAGACGGCCACCAAGACCCUCAAGCAGCACAUCGACGCCAAGGCGGAUCUCAUGUCCAACAAG